AAUCCAUCCAUCCUCCUCACGCCUUGCUACUUCUUCCCCUCCAGCUCCCACAGAUAAAGAAUCCAACUUUUUUAAUCAGAAACCAGCAAGGCCGACGCCUCCGAAUCCAAAUUUUAACUAGGACUAGGACUCGGCGGGCGGCGGCUGCCCCGCUCGCCAACCACCGCCUCCGGCCGCGACGCCAUGGCGCUGCUCGUGCGCGCGCGGCUGUCUUCGCUCGACGACGACGACGACGACGACGACGCGGCCACGGGGUCCUCGCUGUCCUCGGCCCCGUCCUCCCCACCGCUGUCGCCGCUCCCGGCGUCCCCGCUGCUGCGCCCGCGCGCCUCGGUCCUCGGCGCCCCGCGCGUCGCGGCGCAGCUCUCGUCCGCCGAAGAGGACGCCAGCGGGUCGUUCGACGACGCCACCAGCUCCGGGGUCCUCGGCGCCCCGCGCGUCGCGGCGCAGCUCUCGUCCGCCGAAGAGGACGCCAGCGGGUCGUUCGACGACGCCACCAGCUCCGGGGAGGACGCCGAGCUGUUGGAUGAGGUCUCCAACGGCUUCUUCUUCACCGUCGCCAGAGUGCCCCCGCCCCCGCCCGAGGACGCCAGCCCGGUCCCCGGCGGCGAGACGGUGGGGGCCGCCGGUGCGCCCGAGAGCGGGGACGACUUCGGCGCCGCGGAGGGGUCGCUGGAGGACAGCGUCAUGGGUGCCAAUAACGUCUUGGAAGUGCUCGACGCCGCCGCAAGGAGCAGAUUGGACGGUGCCAUUGCGGAUGGCAACGAUACGGGCGUCGAGGGUUCAUUAGAUGGGCGCUUCCAGAGUUCCCCGAGUGUCAUCGGCGCGCUGGAUGGCGGGGAGGCUGCUGAAUCAGGUGAUCUAGUGGAUGCUACGGAUGUUGCUAACCUGAUGGAUGAUAAGCAGGGGGAGCAGUAUGCUGGUUCUGAGGCUGUCAAUGAUGAACCUUUCAUACCUGUCGCUGGGGUCGAUGACCUGCGUGUCGUGGAUGCUUUGGGUGGGAAGGGCGUGUCCGAUCAUGAGGUUGGUGAAUUGCUUGCUGUUCUCAGUGCUACAGAAGGACAGGAUGCUGGUGUUGGAUUUGUCAAUGAUGAUUCUGAUGCAAAAGGUAGUACAACCAGGUACGAGGCUGUCCUGGAUGUUGAAGAUGUUAAUCCUGAAUAUGUUGCCACAAGAGAUUCUAUUGCAGAUGGUGGUCAUACUAAAGUAGAUGAGGAAGCUGAUGGUGAUGGUGAAGCUUCUGAUGAUCUUACAUACAUGCCAAUCUCUGCAAGUGGCAAUGCUGUGGAACAUCUUAUGAAAGCAUUGGAGGACAAUGUGCCUACUUCCAAAGGCACACGCUUUGGUGUGGAUGACUCAGAUGAUAUGGAUAUAAAUGGCGAUGAUAAAUAUGAAGAGGAGGUGAAUGGAAAGGAAAUCGAGCUUUUUGAUUACGCAGCUCUAGUUGAACUUCUAAGGGCCGCAAACAUCUCUAUGGGAGAAGGCAAUGCCAAAGUUUUUCCAGUUGAAUCUUCUGAGCCCAAACAUCUGCCGCCCACGGUAGCCAGCAUUCCUAGGAAAGAUGUGGCUUCUACUCCUGUGCUAGAAGUAACUGCUGACCCCAAGAAAGGGAUGACUGAUGAGGAAAAGAAGAUAUACAGAAAGGUGGACAUGGCACGAAUCAAGUACAUGCGUCUCAUUCAUAGAUUGGGGUAUGAUAUUAAUCAUCUGGUACCAGUACAAGUGUUGUAUCGUCUUAGUCUUGUUGAAGGUUUCAGGCGUGUGCGGAUGUCAAACCAUUCCUCUGAGCUCGAGAACGCCUGGAAGAGGGCUUUGCAGCUUGAGGCAGAGGGAAUUGAGGAACUUGAAUUCUCAUGCAAUGUUUUGGUCCUUGGGAAGACUGGGGUGGGGAAGAGUGCAACAAUAAACUCCAUCUUUGGUGAAGAUAAAUCCAAAACAAAUGCCUUUCUACCAGCAACAUCAUCUGUGAAGGAGAUUACUGGAGCUGUUGAUGGUGUCAAGUUUCGUGUCAUUGACACCCCUGGACUUGGGACUUCAGCCAAGGAUGAAAAAUCAAAUAGGAAAGUGCUCAAGUCUAUUAAGAAGUAUAUGAAGAGAUGCCCUCCUGAUAUUAUUCUGUAUGUUGAUCGGAUUGAUACGCAGCGACAGGAGGCAAAUAGCCUACUCCUCUUGCGCCAUAUUACCAGUGUGCUAGGCCUGUCAAUAUGGUCCAGAGCAAUUAUUACUCUCACUCACUCAGGAGCAGCUCCUCCUGAAGGCCCUAGUGGUUCGGCAAUGAACUAUGGUAUGGUUGUGACUCAUCGAACUCAUGCAAUUCAGCAAAGCAUCCGGCAGGUCACCAAUGAUCCUCAAAUUGAGAAUCCAGUGGCUCUUGUGGAGAACCAUCAUCUCUGUCGGAGGAACACAGAGGGUGAAAAGGUGCUUCCUGAUGGCCUUACUUGGAGGCGUCUGCUCCUCCUCCUAUGCUAUUCAAAGAAAAUGAUCGCUGAGAUUGACAGUCUCUCAGCCCGCCGUGCUUCUCCUGCAAGUUUAUUAGGCCGUUUUUUUCAAGUUCCUACACUUCCUUACCUCCUAUCAUCUUUGUUGCAAUCUAGAGAGCACCCUAGGAGUUCUAAUGACCAUUAUGUUGGGAGUGUGGAGACAGAUUUUGAUCCAGAUGAAUUGUUGAAUGAGAAUCAAGAGGAUGAAGAAGAUGAUUAUGAUCAUCUUCCUCCCUUUAAGCCACUAAGUAAAUCCCAGGUUGCAAAUCUCUCCCAGGAGCAACAGAAGUUGUAUUUUGAUGAAUAUGAUUACCGAACUAAGCUUCUUCAGAAAAAGCAGUUGAAGGAACAGCUCAGAAGAUUUAAGGAAAUGAAGGCGGGCCAUAGCAAUGAUGCACUUUCUGACAAUGAUCAUCCAGAUGAUGAAUUUGAUAAAGAUAGAUCUCCGAUGCCAGACUGGGCCUUGCCAUCUUCGUUUGACUCCGAUGAUCCUGUGUACCGUUAUCGGUGCCUUGAGCCUACACCGAACCUUCUGGUGCGUGCUGUUAACAACCCUGAUGGAUGGGAUCAUGAUUGUGGUUUUGAUGGUGUAAGUGUCCAAAACAGCCUUGAUGUUGCUAACAAGUAUCCAGCUUCUCUGUGGGUUCAAGUUAACAAGGACAAGAGAGAGUUCACCAUUCAUUUGGAUUCCUCCAUGUCAGUUAAGCAUGGAGAUCAUGCCUCAAGCCUUGCAGGCUUUGACAUCCAAACCAUUAUGGACAAGCUUGCUUACACUCUCAGAGGGGAGACUAAAUUCAAGAGCUUGAAGAGAAACGUCACUACUGGUGGUUUAUCCAUGACUUUUUUGGGAAAUACCAUGGUGACUGGAGCGAAAUUUGAAGACAAGCUUUCAGUUGGUAAGAGGUUAACACUGUUAGCUAACACUGGUGCUGUGUCCAUGGGUGGUGAUGCUGCAUAUGGGGUGAAUAUGACGGCAACUCUGCGUGAGGAAAGUUAUCCUUUAGGUCAAGGGCUUGCAACUUUGGGUGCAUCCUUAGUAAGGUGGCGUCAAGAGUGGACCAUGGCUGCACACUUGGAUUCCCAGUUCUCUGUUGGGAGGACUUCAAACAUGGAAGUUCGUGUUGAUGUAAACAACAAACUAACUGGACGGGUGAGCAUCAAGGCCAACACUUCAGAACAGCUGAAGAUUGCCCUUUUAGGUAUCUGUUCAGUGACAAUGUAUUUAUGGAACAAGAUAUAUCCUGGUGCUGAUCCUAAUGCUUAGUAGCACUGAACUCCCAAGAUCCAACCAUUCAGAGGUUGGCUAGCACAACAUUUUCCUACGAGCUCGUGAUUAAAGAAGGGGAGGUGGCUGCAAACUGCAAACACUGGGAAAUUGCUAGGAAUGGAAGUUGAGCCAUCACUUUCUAUCAAGAAUCAAGAUAAGUGUAGCUGUGCUACCGUUUCCUUUUUUU
Messenger RNA from Panicum virgatum (switchgrass), 3934 nucleotides. Its product is annotated as translocase of chloroplast 101, chloroplastic-like. NCBI's taxonomy places the organism in Eukaryota, Viridiplantae, Streptophyta, Magnoliopsida, Poales, Poaceae. The transcript has 2 exons. Gene Ontology annotation, biological process: protein targeting to chloroplast. Gene Ontology annotation, cellular component: chloroplast outer membrane. The record is from RefSeq and is a predicted model, not a curated record. Bases 184 to 3744 code for a protein of 1186 amino acids. Gene Ontology annotation, molecular function: GTPase activity; GTP binding.